Notechis scutatus (mainland tiger snake) is the source of this 426-nucleotide messenger RNA. The record is from RefSeq and is a predicted model, not a curated record. Lineage: Eukaryota; Metazoa; Chordata; Lepidosauria; Squamata; Elapidae.
AUACAUUUCAUUCCUUUUAUGUACUGUAACUAAAAGAAUUCCAUUAUUUGUUUGUUUUAUUUCUUCUAGCCAAUCAUUCCUUUGUUUACACAAAAUAUUAGAGAAGGAUAUAUGACAUAUGUAGAUACAAGACCAAUGAGAUGGUUAUAUGAGCGAAACCGAUGGUUAAUCUUUCCGGUAUGUGGAAUGUUUCCAGUUAAACUUAUAACCCAUAUUGGAAAACCAAUUCCAUAUGAUCCGGAUAUAACUCCUGAAAAAUUAGCUGAAAAGGCUCAAAGGGCAAUAGAAGAUUUACGGGACAAACACCAGAAAAUCCCAGGAAGCAUAUUGCAUGCUCUUAGGCAACGUUUUGAAGCACAUAACAAAGAUAAAUAGUAAUAUAACAUCAACAAUCUCUUUGGAUAAUACAUGUGCAUAUGUAGCUAA